Austrofundulus limnaeus is the source of this 858-nucleotide messenger RNA. RefSeq names its product transmembrane protein 17 (gene tmem17). The record is from RefSeq and is a predicted model, not a curated record. The coding region runs from base 89 to 643 and encodes 184 amino acids. Lineage: Eukaryota; Metazoa; Chordata; Actinopteri; Cyprinodontiformes; Rivulidae. The transcript has 5 exons. Gene Ontology annotation, biological process: non-motile cilium assembly. Gene Ontology annotation, cellular component: ciliary transition zone.
GCAUUACGUCGCCCGCAGUCAGGAAGAAGGCGGAGUGGUUUUUUUUUUUCAUGGAUGUUUUAGGAAAGCUCUGUUAUUUCUUUAUAAGAUGGAGCUUCCCGAUACAUUAAGAAAACGYUUAGACGACUUCUCUCGGAGUGUCUUAUUCGACCAGAGUCGCGCGCCGACCUCAAAAGGCGACGAGACKUUUUUGCCAAACGACAAACAGGUUCUGUCCAGCCUCCCGCUCCAGAUGUCUUUGUAUUUCAACAUCUGGUUCUUCCCGCUGUGGUGGAUCAGUGAAACUGUGAUGCUUCAGCUCAAGUACCCCGCCUUGCCAGACUACUACAAGUUCAUCCUUGUGACGGUUCUGCUGCUGAUGACUCUGAUCGAAGCCAUCAGACURUAUCUGGGUUACGCUGGAAACCUGCAUGAAAAGGUUCCAGAGUUGGCCGGCUUUUGGUUGCUGAGCAUCCUGCUGCAGUUUCCGCUCAUCUUUUUUCAGCUCUUUAACGAAGCCGUGCUCAUACAGCCUUUGGAAAGGGGCGUUCACAUAGUUCUGGCUGUGUUUAUAUUCACACAGGCUAUCUCUGGGUUUGUGGCGCUGCGGGACAUGGUUAGACACACAAGAAGCCAGUUUCACCUCCAGCAGCUUGAAUCCUGAUGUGAUCUGGAGUUUCAUGGGUGAACAGGAUCUCUUAUGCAGACUUGACAACAUUUGCAUGAGGAAUAUGAUCUAUUUUCUGAGGAAUAUGAUCUAUUUUCUGAGGAAUAUGAUCUAUUUUCUGCACGGCUGAAUGGUUUUCUUAUGUAUUUUAUUUGCUUUUGAUGAGAUUGUAUUUUUGUUUUUGUAAAUGUGAAGUAAAUAACUUUUGCAUA